AUGGCAAACGACAUUGAGCAUUAUGUCAAGACCUUUGGGAACCAAACCUGCACAAACCCAGGCGGACAUGAAGAUAAAGCCUCAGUUGGUCUCAGCGAUGGACAGCAGGUUCAGCCCACCCAGAGGCUGGAGAAAAAACACCGUUGUGACAAGUGUCUGAAACAUUUCAGAUUGAAGACGUAUCUGAAAAUUCAUCAACGCAUUCACACUGGAGAGAAGCGCUAUCUCUGUGACCAGUGUGGAAAAGCUUUCAUUCAGAAGGGUGAUUUUAAUAAACAUCAGCGGAUCCACACUGGAGAAAAGCCUUACAGCUGCGAUCAGUGUAAGAAGAGAUUCAAAAGUUCCUACAAUCUGAAGUAUCAUCAGCACAUCCACACUGGCGAAAAGCCUUACAGCUGCAGUCAGUGUGAGAAGACAUUCAGAGGUCUGUCAGCACUGAAGAAACAUCAGCGAAUCCACACUGGUGAAAAGCCUCACAGCUGCAGUCAGUGUGAGAAGACAUUCAGAGAUCUGUCAGCACUGAAGAAACAUCAGCGAAUACACAUUAGUGAAAAGCGCUAUCUCUGUGACCAGUGUGAAAAAGCUUUCAUUCAGAAGGGUGAUUUUAACAAACAUCAGUGUAUCCACACUGGAGAAAAGCCUUAUAGCUGCAGUCAGUGUGAGAAGAGAUUCAAAAGUUCCUACAAUCUGAAGUGUCAUCAGCGAAUCCACACUGGUGAAAAGCCUUAUAGCUGCAGUCAGUGUGAGAAGACAUUCAGAGAUCUGUCAGCACUGAAGAAACAUCAGCGAAUCCACACUGGUGAAAAGCCUUAUAGCUGCAGUAAGUGUGAGAAGAGAUUCAGAACUGGGUCAGUGUUGAAAUAUCAUGAGCGAAUCCACACUGGUGAAAAGCCUUAUAGCUGCAGUCAGUGUGAGAAGACAUUCAGAGGUCUGUCAGCACUGAAGAAACAUCAGCGAAUCCACACUGGUGAAAAAGCCUGAUCCACAUAAGACAGCAGCAACAUCUGGAAUGUGAGGGAACU
Molecule: messenger RNA, 1022 nt
Organism: Xiphophorus hellerii (green swordtail)
Lineage: Eukaryota; Metazoa; Chordata; Actinopteri; Cyprinodontiformes; Poeciliidae
Product: zinc finger protein 525
Exons: 2
Coding region: 1-981 (326 amino acids)
Biological process (GO): regulation of transcription by RNA polymerase II
Molecular function (GO): RNA polymerase II cis-regulatory region sequence-specific DNA binding; DNA-binding transcription factor activity, RNA polymerase II-specific
Source: RefSeq, a predicted model, not a curated record